GUAACACGUAACGCAUUACUGCCCAUCUCUGCAUGUAACUGUUCAUUGUUUCUGUUCAGUAAAUGAUAGAAUGAGUGAAUUAUUGUAACUAACGAUGUCGCUCCUCAGUUUAACAGCGCAGUGGAUUGAUGAGGAGUUUGUUUGUCAUCAAGUAACACUACAUGCAAAGUCGUUCAGGGGCUCGCACACCAGCCAAACCUGCAAUGGUUUCGAUAGCAUGCUUCAAACCUGGGAUAUACCAAAGAUGUCCGUCCACGUAGUGCUCCGGGACAACGCAAGAAAUAUGAUAAAGGCCAUGAGUGAUGCUGAGCUGCCCAGCCUACCUUGUACUGCUCACACUCUCCAGUUGGUUGUUCAUGAGGGCCUUCUGUCACUGAAGAGUGUUGCUGAUGCGGUGGCAGUUGGCUGCAAAAUAGUUGGACAUUUUAAACAUUCUGCUCUAGCCAUCUCCCGUCUCGAGGACAUUCAAUUACAGAUCAACCAUCCCGUGAAGCAGCUCCAGCAAGGCGUUCAGACCCGCUGGAACAGCACCUUUUAUAUGAUACAGUCAUUGAUCGAGCAGAAACGGGCUCUGGGAAUAUUUGUGUCUGAAUAUGGACUCCCUGAUACUCUCACAGCUCACCAGUGGACACUGCUGGAGAAGGUGAUAUCUGUUCUGGGUCCAUUCGAGGAGUUAACUCGAAAAGUCAGCUCUUCAGAUGCCAUGGCUGCAGACGUCAUUCCAGCCGUCACUGUGCUCCACAGAUUUCUAACAAGGGAGACUAAUGACGACCAUGGGAUCAAAGCAAUGAAGGGAACCUUGGCUGCAGUUGUCAGGACGCGGUUCACUGACGUGGAGGAAAACCCACUCUAUAGCAUCGCCACGCUACUCGAUCCCAGAUAUAAAAACCAUUUUUCUCCAGCACCACAACUGCUGCAAAUGCCAAGGAGAUGCUAAAACUUGAGCUGCUAAGGUUGCCUGGAGACAAGCAGGAGGAUCAACACCUGAAUGAACCACCUUCAAGAAAAGCACGCAGUGACCAGCCCACAACUAGUCUGGACAGCAUGUUUGAUGAAAUUGCAGAUGAGCAGGCAUCAGCAUCGGUGGGCAGAGCUGCGGAGGCGCUGAAAGGUUUCCCUAAUAGUUCCUGGUGAAUCAAAGCAGAACCAUAAAGGUUGCUGGACUGCAUGAUGGCCUUACCCCUGAGCAGUCAUCCUGUUAAAGGAGGAACCAGUUAGAAGCUGUUUUCAAAGCAGCUGAGCAGAUUUCAUCUCAAUAGAUCAAAGCAGCUCGUGCUCUGUCUGCUUCCAUUCUGAUGGCAAGAAGAAGAAGAAGAAUGCUUCAGCGAAGUGGCGUUCAUGGUCUCAGUGGACAGUCAUGGUCACACACUGCAUGUGGUUUUAAAAGCAACAUGUCUGUUCACCACAACAAUGGAGAUGUGUAAUAUUAGUGCAGCUACGGUUUGUUCUUGAACAUCAGUUCUGUUUUCUACUUUGACCACUUAGACCAAAAAAGUGUUGUUUUCAGAUUCUUUCUUUUAAAUCUAUAAAGCACCUGUUCAUUUUUAUUACAAUUAGUUUCACAUAAAUGUUAGUGUUUCCUUUAUGGUCUUUUAAUGCUUACACUAGACUGUACAUGUCUACAUUAGAGACAUUUCUGUUACCUAUGUAUGAGACUGGGCUGCUUGACUACGAUUUGGAAGUGGAUGCAAAAUCACACAGAUCGUGCUAUUGUUUGUUUUUUAAUAUGAUGGACUGAACACAGGAGGUAUCUGACUAAGCAAAGAUUAAUCUGAGCCCAUUUCUACCUGUCUCUACUGUUUCAACUGUACCUGUCAGGAUAUAUAU
Molecule: messenger RNA, 1827 nt
Organism: Oreochromis niloticus (Nile tilapia)
Lineage: Eukaryota; Metazoa; Chordata; Actinopteri; Cichliformes; Cichlidae
Product: zinc finger BED domain-containing protein 4-like
Exons: 4
Coding region: 95-937 (280 amino acids)
Source: RefSeq, a predicted model, not a curated record